Leptosia nina is the source of this 3231-nucleotide messenger RNA. The record is from the annotation of a GenBank genome assembly. Lineage: Eukaryota; Metazoa; Arthropoda; Insecta; Lepidoptera; Pieridae.
AUGGAAACACUAGGGAAAAAACAAAGGAACUUCAAUAAAAUUGUCCAAGAGGCAAUCAAAGAUGCCAAACCAUUGGAAGACAUCAAUUACAAUGAAUCAGAUAUAGACAAUCUAUUGAAAGUGGAAGUUGCAUGCUAUACUAGGAAUAUAGAUUAUUUACUAAAAGUGUUCAAGUGCGAAGACAUGCUAUAUAUUUCCAGAGCAAUCAAACACUCCACUUGGUUAGUUAAAGAUCCCCAAUAUGUCCAUAUUAUUAACCCACAUUACUUACACAGCCAACUAUUUCCAUACAUGCUGACCGAAGCUAGGAAUAAACUCCUUCUUCAUAUUCGAUUGAACCUAAAAGAUCUUACUCAAAAUGAAGAGUUCUUUAAGUAUUUAGUUGAUAUAGAUUUAAAUGCUGCGAUGAAAUGGUUUCCAAAUUGUUCAAUUCCCUUUAUUUUGUCACGAUUAGAACAAGACAUUUACAGAAUACCUGAUAAUGUCCUAUUACGACUCUUAUGGACUACAAUGGAACCAUUACGAAUUUAUGUGAACAAUGUAUAUUGGAAAAAGCCUAUGCUUGAAAAAGCUAUGUUUAUAAUAAGCACACAUGGUGAAGAAUACUUUAAUAUCUUAGAUACUGUAGAUACUAAUCAAAUACCAAUUUUUAAUAGAAAAUAUACAAAAGUUACUAUGAAAACAUGUCCACGCCGGCUUGUUUAUAGUUUUAAUAGAUAUAUAAACUUUAUAGAUAAAGUAACUUUUGCAAAAUACAUUAAGAACCAAGAUUUUCAGUACUUAUUAAAUAAUGUUGGUGAGAAAAAAUUGGAACAUAUAGUCCCAGAGACACUAAGAAAUAUAAUUCUAAAACAGCAUGAUCAAGACAGACUGAUAAAACAACUAUUAGAGUGCAGACCUGAUGAUAUUGAAAUUCUUAAAGAUUUACUUCAAAAACUACAUCAUUGUAACUUUAUAAAUGAAUCAAAGAAAUUUACCUUACAAAUUAUCAAUAUUGUUAUCAUGAAGUUUUGUACGCACAGAUUUGAUAAUGAGACAUGGUGUAUGUUGAAUACAAUUUUUACUAGCAUUGGAGUUUAUCAGUCACAUAAAAAACAUUUUCAUAAUUGCAUAAAAUCCAUAAUACUGUACAAAAUAAUACACAAUGAGGAUAUACCUGACGUGUUGCUUCCUUUUCUACAAGAACUAAAUACUUUGAAACUUGAGAAAAGCAAAUUUACCGAGGAAGAAAAGGAAAUAGUUUUUGACUAUAUGUAUAGCCUCGCAUUUAAUCGCGUUAUAUCAAUUACAGGUAAUGAUAAGGUACAGGAAAAUUUAGAAACACUUUUAGUUUUGUUUCAUGUGUGGGAAAAAAAUUUGCAAGGUUAUCCAUUAGUUGUAAAAAAGGUUCAAGAAUUAUUAGAAUCCAUAAAGCCAUGUGAUGUCGAAGCUAUAAAAACAUUGUACAAAAACAAAAUUUGGCGAAAAUUUGUUUUGAAUAAAUUAUUUAUAAUGAAUCCAUCUGAAAACGCGUGUAUAGAAGCUUUGAAACAUGAUCCAUGCUUAUUGCAACACAAUGACGAAGUUAUUAUUAACUUGUGUUCACAAAAUAAAGAAACGUUGACGAAAUUUUUCAGCACUCUGCGAAUAUUUUGGUCAAAUUCUCUAGCAAAAGACUACAAAGAAAAACUUAUUGGGCAAUUAACCACAAAACCAUCCAACUCGUUAUAUAAACUUUUAACUAGACAAGAAGUAUUAGAAUUGGUGAAAAUUAAUAUGAAUAAUGAUGAUCAGAUUCAAUUGGAUACACUUAAGAGCACGGGAAAGCCCAGACAUAUAGCUCAAAAUAUGUAUAGAACGCGACCAAAGCCACCAAUAGACAUGGUGCUAUCGUACGGCGCAGGCGCUUAUUUGCACGACGCACUAUCAUCUAUUAAAGCGGUACUGCAUAGUCUCCCAGCUCAACGAACAGAAAUAAUUAUUAAAAUACAAGAAUGGCCAGAAUUCAUACAAAAACUAUAUGUAUUACAAACAUUUACAAAAUAUAACAAACAUGACAGAAAAAAGAUAAUUUCCGCCAUUUGGACCAAUACAAAAUCUAGCUCGGUGCGUGCUGAUAUUUUUAAAAGGUCGUAUAAAGCUCUGACUAAAUUUAAUAAAAAUGAUAUGAACAGCAAUGAAUCGUACAACGACAGUGUCGAAGAGGAAUGGCGUCAUUUAAAACUAUUAAUAGAAAGUUUGACCGACCACGAAAGUGUGAUCGUCUAUAAUUUGCUUAGCCGGUUUGAAAAGGUACCGUUUGCAGUACGGCGUGAAUAUUGCGUCAUUGGUUAUAACUUUUUAAAACGUUUACCCCUAAGGAACAAUUGCCGGCGUUUCAUGAACAACAUUGUAUCUAAAAUAGAGUACAAUAAGGUGAUGUCGUAUCUAGAAUUAGAUGUUAUAGCAGAAAUGGUUCACGACACCAUAAUCAAACGGCUGUGGACCGAAAAAUUAGAUUGGACGUUCAUGAAAAUGUUAUUUGCAUGUGUGUCAUCACAGACCGACACAGAAAAACAAACUGAAGCUUUUACCAAAGUGCUAAAUCCUGUUUUGGAGUGCGCUUUCAAACUGUGGGACACUAAAGUUCACGGCAUUUUUAUGGUGCGGUAUAACAUGAACGGCCUUUUUUCACAAGUAGUUUACUCGUACAAAGACAUGUUAAAAAGAAAAAGUACAACAAUACUCGAUCUACUAUUAAACAGUUUAGAACCCAACUUGCCCCACAAUUACGUUAUCAUAACAAAUUUUAAGCUAGCAAGAAGGUUUUUCGAUAUAUUAUCGAAUUGUAACAAGAUUUUACGUAAAAAACUUUACGAGAAGACAACUUUGGAUCUAGGCCAGAUUUGUAUUGAAAUUUUUUGUGAAGAUGUAAAAAAGCAUUCGCAGAAUAUAUGGCGGUCCUUCUUUCACGCGUGGCAGAUGAUGCUUAGCGGAUUCGGACUAAAUAAGCGGACGCAGUAUAAAAUUGACAAUAAAAUGUUAGACUUAGCGGAAAACCUAUCGACAGAUUUAAAUAUAUUACUUCAUGUACUUGUAGUGGAGCAUAUUUAUUAUAUUCAAUACGAGAAGGAAGAUAAAAAGGGAAGAAAAGAAUUACGUGACAGAAUCGCGAGGCACCCGUCAGCAGAAGUCAAAGCGAACGUGUCGAAGUUGUGUAUGACUGACGGUUGCAACAUACCAUACUUCUCUUACUUCUACAAUUUGGGAUAA